Molecule: messenger RNA, 8316 nt
Organism: Helicoverpa zea (corn earworm)
Lineage: Eukaryota; Metazoa; Arthropoda; Insecta; Lepidoptera; Noctuidae
Product: DENN domain-containing protein 2B-like
Exons: 11
Coding region: 369-4532 (1387 amino acids)
Source: RefSeq, a predicted model, not a curated record
UGCCGUGUCCGCCGUACGACGAACGAGCAACUGUUUAUGUAAACUUUCUGUCAAGUGCAUUGUGUUUCAAAAUAGUUAACAACGAGUAAAAUAACAAUUGACGUUCCACUUUCGCAAUUAAAACUAUUGUAUCGUGCAACUUCCUACGUAUCGCGGACUUUUAGAUAACACAGUUUACAAUCAUUCCAUGAUUAAAACUGUGAGUGCCUUGAACCGUGUUUUGAAAAAAAAAACAAGCAGUUGUUUUUGAUUCGUUUUUUAAAUUCAAAAACAAAAUGGGUGAAAAAUUUGUGUUAGUCUAAAAAGGGUCGAAUAAAAGCGUCGUGUGUUAAAUUAGUGGUAACAAAAAUGUAUUAUGCCGUAUCGAAAUGAUAUCUGCAAAGAACAGGGUGCAAGAAAUAAAGAGUAAAUUCGAAAAUUUGAACAGUGAAAAUAUACCGAAGAGGGCUGAGUUGCAGUUGUGUAAACAGAAAAGCGUAUUUGUAUCGAACUAUGGGAAGGAAAACAAUGAAAACAUCGAUUAUGAACUAUCGUUUAAUAAGGACAAUAUCGAGAAUGAAUCAGAGAGUAGUGACGAAUGGACGCCUAAACCUAAUUCCAGUUACUUAUAUAGUAAAAACGAAGUGAGGCGGAGUGCCAGUGAAACUAAGAACUCUUUAUCUCGGCAGACUAGUGAUCCUGGGAAGAAGCUGCAUAGGAGCCAUGCUUUCCGGUGCGACAGGAGCCAGAAAAUAGCCAACAGUCCCAAGCGACACGACAGUUGCAACGGUAGGUCAGAAACCAGUGAUUUUUCUCUCAGAAUGGAAAGAAAACUGAGCAAAGACAGGCUGAAGAGGCUUGGGAACUUCUUGGAGGAUCAAAUGAGAAAGGAGAACUUUGUGCCUCAAAGUCAAAGCCCGUUUGUGCCUCAGUCCGAAUUUGUGGAAAUUGUCGGCCAAGUGCGAGAGGUAGAUGGGCAGUUUGACUCUAUUCCUGAUUCUGAAGUCCCUCAACAUAUUUUAGACCAGUAUGCAACUAUAGUGAAACCUAAAAGAAAGGAGAAUGAGAAACAGGAGGCCAUGACUGACAGUGGAGUCAGUUCCGAGACUGAAAACGUUGAGGAAGACAAAAAUGGCAGAAUCAAACGGCUCAUGUCACAAUUCGAGAAGUCUCCGGAAAAAACUCAUUUAACAAAUCUUCAGGCUAUGGACCAGUUCUGUGAUUCCAGUGAAACAAUACGCCUGGAGCGUAAAAAUCCACAUUUAAAAUUAACAGACACACUAAAAAAAGCUUUGAAACAACCGUUGCCUGCCGGUCCUCCGCCUGCAAAGCCUCCAAGAAUCUUCAAAGCGCCAACAAUACCUGAAAACACAGAACAACAAAAGAAAGAAGCGAAAAGAAUGUUAGAAAAGCUCGAAAAAGUCUUACAAAAGCGCGAAGGGACUGUAGACACACCAAAAAAGCCGAAAGAAAUACACUACUUAUGUACUGAAAUCUUAGACAUAACCAACCGUACUUUACUGCCAAACCAGACCUCGGACCCGAUAUCUCGUUGCAUAAAUUCUCUCAACUGUGCCAUUACAAACAACUCGACGUCCAGUCUUCCUUACACAAGGCUAAAAUCGGACGAAGAGAAGCCUUGCGGUGCGUGCAAAAAUGAGAACGCAGAGCCGCAACCCGACGUGUGUUGUAAGUGUAAAAAUAAUGAGGACAAGGAUGGUUUUAAAUGCCAUUUACAGUGCGAGUGUGGAGUGAAAACUUCUACGUUUUACGUGGAAAAUGCGGAACAUAUAUACGAUGUGCCGUGUGACGAUGAUAAGCCUGUGCGUGUGAAUCCGUAUGGAACGUUAAAUGUGGUGACGAGUAAGAGCUUAGAGGAUUUGCGGACCAAGACUGAUGAGGACCCGAAAAUCUAUGACAUCCCAUACGAGCCAAGAGCACCAACACCAGAAAUACAGCUAUCAACCCCACACACUCCCACUUCAUCACCAAACACCCCCAAUUUAUCUCCGAACACCCCCAAUUUAUCCCCACACACCCCCACUCCAUCUCCACAGACACUCAUUUUACCCCCACACACCCCUAAUUUAUCCCCAAACACCCCUACUUUACCCCUACACACCCCCACUCCAUCCCCACAGACGCCCAUUUUACCCCCACAGACCCCUACUAUAUCCCCCGAGACUCCACUAUUAACCACAGAAACAGAAAUGGCCAACAAGACCGAAUUCGAAAAGCUACGCCAGAAUUUCGAAACCGGCUUCACAAACCCCGAACAGAAAAAACCAGUGCCAAUAAAACCGAAACCCAUAUUGAUUUCCAAGUUAAAAAACGCGAAAUCUAUAGAGAAUUUGAAUGGGGACUACGUGAGGAAUCCGGGGAAAUAUCAUACGGAUCAGAAAAGGUUACGGCCAAAGAAGAAUGAGACUGCUAUUAGUUUUACAUUGCCCAAAAGGGAUACCCAAUUGGAUUUGGAUAGAGAAAAUCUAAACGAUCUAAUGAACGAGCUGUUCGAGACGGUGACUGCGGUUUGCAACAUGGAAGAUAACAAGCCAGGCAGUUUCCCCACGGAACACUCAGAUGGCAGCACCAGCGAAGAAUCAGUAAAACUCACAAGAAGUCUAACCGAAAAACGAAAAAACUACGUCAGAAGGGUCUCAACUAGAGUCGCGUACUUAGACCCGAAGAACAUCAAACGGUUCAGACAUCAGACCUCCGUUUGUUCUUACAAAUCCGAAGUCAUUGACAAUCCAUACUCCACGUUCAGGUCCUGGAAGAGUUUCCGAACAUCCCAAGGGAAUAUUGCAAAAAUGGAUACAGGGUCCAAAUUUAAUCUUACUGACUCCCACGGGAACGUUCUCUCAAUGAAAGAUGUGCUUGAUGCAAGCACGGAUAGUAUUGAUAACAUGAGUAUUGAUGAGAAAGCUGGGUGUAUCGAUCUUCCCUUUGAGCCGAGAGAAAGGGGGCUGUUUAAUUUGUGUCUGCUGGUUGGUUUGAAUCAUAUGACUGGACAGGCUUAUGUGAAAAGUGUGUUUCCUAGUCAGGUGAAAGUCCCCCCUCACAUAGAGAACCUGGUGUUCCCUGAGACGAUGAGCUCGUCUCCUCGCAGCGAGUGGUCGGUGGACGCCAAGAGUCUGCAGUGCUACUCCCUCGUCCUCACCGACGAGAGGGGUGAGAGGGCUUAUGGAUACUGCCGUCGAGUGCUACCAGAGGGCGCUACGACGUGUCUGCCACUCUGUUACUGCCUCAUAGGCAGGUACAGAGCUCCUGGGUUUUAUUAUAAGGUCCUUGAAGAAAUUGAAUCCCACCACGGAAGCUCAGACGUAGAAAUCCACUCCCUUCUUCAACAACUCUUCGAAACCGACUUCCCGAACCCCGGCGAAGAAAUUACCGUUCACUACUCUAAAAACCACGAUUAUGACUCCCCAAGUAAUGACUAUGAACCUACUGGGGAUUAUUGCAUGCCUCUCAGUGAUUAUAAUAAUGUUUCACCGAAGAGUAAAACGUUGCCUGAUAUGAGGAGGGAGGAUAAGAGUGUGAGUGAAGGGGUCAUACCGGAUUAUUAUGACUUGGAAAAUAAUAAUGGGGUUAAGAAUGUUACUGUUAAUUUGGUACCUAGGCAAAAAAUAAUCAAACGUCCAAUAGAACCUCGAGUGGAUGAGGACAAUCUAUCAGUGUUACUAGACCUACUGGGCGCUGGACUGGUGAUUAAAGUAUUCGGUUCACUACUGCUGGAGAGGAAGGUCAUCAUCAUCGGUGAUAAACUGGGAUCAGUAUCAUCAUGCGUAGAAGCUCUCCAAAGUUCUUUGUACCCCUUCGUGUGGCAACAACCUCUCAUCUCCAUGAUACCACGAGAGAUACAACGAGAAGUACUAGACGCCCCGCUACCCAUCCUCGCGGGCAUGCUGCACCCGCCCCACGAGCCGCCACACCAGCCCAGAGGGGAGGAAGAGGGCAUGCUAAUAGACCUGACCCACCCCUCAAAGGUCCUCUUCUACCAAGGAGACGAGUCCACAAUACUCCCCACUUCCUGCUACAAAACCCUGAAGAAUGCUCUUCAAAUGGAAACCAGCAAGAACAAAGACAGGUCUGAAGACACGAAGACCAGGAAUGUGAUGAUCUCUGAAGCUUUUCUGAGGUUCUUUGUCGAUAUUCUGGGGGACUUCUGGAAGUUUUUCACCGUGGGGGAAGUGAAGGAUGGGGAAUUGGGAAAGGGGGGUGUGCUUUUUGAUAAAGAAGCCUUCAUCAAAAACGCGUCAUCAAAACAGAACCAAUACUUCCUCGAAUGGUUUACAGAAACAGCAAUGUUCACACAUUUCAUACAAAACAUGGCCGCCAGCUAUCACCAUCACCAAUCACCGGAAACGCCACAAUCACCACCGGAACUGGUCGACACACCUCUACCCAACUUCUACGAAUUAUUCGAAGAAAGGGUACGUAGUAGAAGUAAGACUGCUAACCGAAAUGUCGAUAGCUCUAAAAAUAAUUAUAAAAAUGCUGUUAAUAAGAAGGUUAGGUAUUUAAAGAGUAAGUUGAGGGAUCUUGUUGCGUAAAUUGGAAUGGUUUUGGUUGAAAAUGACGUUUGGUCGUCGACUGGUAAUGACGUUUGAUCCUUAUUGACGUUUGGUCUCUGACUGGUAAUGACGUUUGGUCUCUGACUCGUGAUGACGUUUGACGUUAAUUUGGUUUUUGGGGUUAGAGUUGAUUGAUGACGGUGGUGAGAUUUUAAGAACACAAAUAUAGAAAGUAGAAUUCAUUAAAUCGAUGGAUAAUGUUUUCAUGACAACACUAAUUAAAAAUAAAGCAUUUAAAGUGGAUUCUACUGUUCAAUUGUUAAUUGAUUCUUAAUUUUGAUCCACUUUGAACCAAUUUAUUAAGUUCAAACCGUCAUUGACUGACUAGCGUCACAUUGACGGAAAAGGAACGUCAGAUUAGUGUGAACCAGACAUCGUCGUCAUUUGGCCAGAUUUUGACGUCAAAAUUAAGACUGGUCGAGUAUAGUUUUACGUCAAUGUGACGUCAAAAUGACGUUCAGGAGUUGAAAGUCUAAAAUAGCAUGAGAUAUAAUUAGUUAUGGAGUUGCUUCGGUAUUUGUUACUCGAAAUCAAAACUAAAUAACUAUGUAAUUAUGAGUGUGACUGACAAGAGGCGACGUAACAAGAUCUCUCUUUUAGUGUUAUUGUUAAUAAAACAAUAAUUUAAUGUUGCAAAAUGUUCAUUUAUAGAUGCACUUAAUGUUAUUCAGGGAAACGUGUAUUGUAAGUGUAACUUUUAACACGUAAGCCAUCUCAUAAUGUUUGGUUAAACAGUGGAUUUCUAUAACGUAUCUAUCCAUUAUCUUAUUAUUGGUGCAUUUAUGUUCAAUUUUAGAAAUGCAUUUCUGGUAGUAUGUCAUCUAUCCGUUAAUAACAGUGGCUUUUACAUUCAUUUGUUUAGCUAACUCUAACAAGAGCCUUGAAUCCCAAAAGUGGGAGUUAGCAUUUUAUAGACUGAGCGUCCCAGACCUUACAUAUUACACCCGUUGUAUGCCGGUGCGCAGAUAUACACAAGACACAAUUGAUUUUCUAUUGUUCUAUAAUCAGCGGCAUACAAGCGGUUAGAUCCAGUCAAAAAUUAUGAAGAAACCAGCUAAAUUCAGAAUUGCAAAGUUAUUUGGUGAAGGCCCAUUUUCACCGACAACCUAAACGUCAGUUUUACUUAAAAUAACUGUAUGAAAAUGUAACUUCAUAGAAGACAGUUUUUUUUUUAAGAAAACUGACGUUUAUGUUGUCGGUGAACUAGAACCAAAAUAAUACAUAUUAAAAAAUACCAUAGAAACAUAAAAAAAAUGUCUAUGAGUGAUAUUGAAAAAAAAAAACGAAUUCACUAUUUAUUAUUUCAUUAAGUUACUAUGUUUCUGUUAAUGUUAAAACCCAGUGUUUUAGGUUAUUUUAAUUCCCCACCCUAUACAAAAAUACAGUCAUAUUAUAGUUGUAUGAAAGUUUUUUACAAUCUCAGUGAUAUAUUUUCAUCUAUACUAAUAUAAUGAAGAAGAAAUACAUGUGUUUGUACCCGUAGUAUUAUAUACUAGCCGUUUUCCCUCGGUUUCGACCGCGUCCCGUGGGAACUACUGCCCGUACCGGGAUAAAAUAUAGCCUAUGUUACUCGAGAAGAGAGUGGCUUUCCAACAGUGAAAGAAUUUGUGCUAAUCAGUAGUUUCGAAGCCUUUAGGGUACAAACGAAAAAUGUUUUCUUUUUAUCAUAUUAGUUAGCGUUGUUUUCCUCCUACGACUAUAAUAUGAUUAUAUUUUAUAAUAAUCUUAAUAUUAAGUAGUUACUAUGUAAUCUCAUAUUAUUUAAGUUAAAAAAAAAACUGUAAAUAUUACUUAACUUAAAUUGUAUACGAAAAGGCUAUGUAUAUACCUGCAUUAUAAAUAGUUUUAAAUAACUAAUUAUUAUGAUAUGAGAAUGUAAAAGUUUUGUGAUAUUUCGGCUGAACUGAUUUAAGUGAAAUUUGAAAAGGAUAUAUACGUUUAUAGUCGCGGCAAUCGCAGCUUAAUUUUAAUUUAAAUUACCUAAAAAGCUUAUAGUUAAAUCUGGUAUAGUUCUCGUCAAAGUUUUGGACGUUAAAUGUAUGAAAAAGUGUCAUGAAUUUAGUUGCAAAACGCCAUUGAGUUUUGCGAGAGCUAUAAAAACAUGAAAAAAUAGAUACACAAAGUAAAAAAAUACUUAGAAAGCUUUUUGAAAAAAAAAAUAUCACUCUUUUAAAAUCUCUAAAAGAUCUUAACUCUAUAUCAAAAUACAUAACAUUCUAUAGGAUAAAACCCAGUUAAUAAUUUUGUAAAUAAACUUAUAAAUAAGUUAUUGUCGUUAUUUUAGAUUUUGUUUUAGUAAAAAUAAACAAAAAAUCUUACAUAGUUUGUAUUAUUACAUGCACUUCAUUUUUUUAAUAAAAAAUAAUCUCGUGUAUGCCCAUUAAAAUAACUGAAUUUGUGUAUUUUCAAUAAAAAAAAUCUUAGAUUUCAGAAACUAGAGAAGUUACUCGUAGUAUAGUCAUCAUUCAGACAGUAUAAGUUAUUUUGAACCUAUUGUCUACUAAUAUAGGCUUUAUAAUUAAAUAAAAACUCCAAACUAAUCUAUUUAUUUCAAUUCAUUUUACAUUUUGAAAUCAAGUCUCUCUUUUUCCACACUGCCUGUGUAUCAUAUACACUGAAAAUUUCCUAAAAUAUUAGAACCAAAGUUGGCAAAGUCGUCCUGUUUCAAUUGAAAAAAUCGGGGCGUCACGGGUCUGAAUAAGUCACCGGGAUCGGAAUAGGUCGCCAAGUUAAUAAAUAGGGCGCUGGGAAGUGAAUAUGGGGACAGGCUAUGACCAGGUUGCCGGAAUGUGAACCAGUCACUGACAUUAUUGUAGAACACUACUUAAACUUUGUGAUUUUACUUGUCUGUAAUUCGCAAUGAAAUAAAUAUCUCAUUAGAAAUUAUAUGCGUUAUAAUAUAAAUAAAAAAACCAUGUGUUGUCAUUACAUUCCUUUAAACUAUUGUAUUGAAGUCUAAAUUAUUUUUAUUCUCGACUGUUUUUUUAAUACUUUGUAAAUAGGUUUUUUUAUUGCUAAGAAAUCAGACCAGUGGUUUAUUAUAACUUUUCCUACUGUAAUAGUAAGCUAGCCAUUUUUUCUCAAAACUAAUAUCUAAAAUAAAAAGUUUUAUUUUAUCAAGUAAAUAGAUGGAUAAUUAUCUAAAACUAUUUUCUAUACAGUAAAACAAUAUAUUACUCAUUUUUGAAUUCUUAGAAUCUUUACAUUCUUAAUUCUGGUUUUAAUGUCUAAACUUUUGAGUCUAUUCAUCACAAAUAUUUUGCCAUUUAUUUGUGUGUAAAAAAAAAUCCAAAAAUUUACUAAACCACUUAGUUAAAAUAUAGUUUGAACAAUAACAGCCUUACUACAAAAACUUAAACAUCUGUUGAACACUUGUCUAAAAAAAAGUGUGGCUGCAAAACAGACCUAAUUUCAACGUCAUUUUUUUGACAAAGGUUCAUUUUUUUAGGUAAAGAUUUAAAGUAAAUGUUUCAAAAUGUAUGCUAAAAAAUAGGAAAAAAUAUUGUAACACAUAGUCAUAACCUCAGACGGUAAAAUUAUUUGAUAUGUGUUUUAUGUUCUCAGUUCAUGUGAUUUUAACUUUUUUUUACUUUUAAAAACCCUGGAAAUGACAUCAAGCAAUGAAGUAUGAUAAUAAUCAUAGUUUUUUUAAGUUAAAAUGUGCCUUGAUAUCGUUAUUUAAGCGUGUAUUUGUUUUUUUUUUAUUAUUAUUUAAAAUAUAACUUUGUUAUUUUUAGCAAUAAACUGUAUAAUACUGAUUUUA